ACCACAAUCAACUGAAUUCCAAAACCAAACGGCAAAACCAACUAAACCCAAUCAAAAUGCCUUCACCUCCCUCAUCCUUCGCAACCAUUUCUCGUAACCGCACUGUCUUCUCUAGAAAAUGGACCAACAAGGAAUACGCAAUCGCAUUCACAAGCUUCUCCUUCACACUCAUCCUCUUCUCUCUCACUCGCCGCCCAAACCUCCAAGAACCUUCUAGAGUCUCUUCCUCCAAUCACCUUGUUCCCUUGACCCUCCUCUCAAAUGCCACCCAAAGAGGCGCACUUUGCUUGGAUGGGAGUGCCCCUGGGUACCACUUUCAGAAGGGAUUCGGGUCCGGAUAUCAAAAUUGGCUACUUCACAUUGAGGGAGGUGGGUGGUGUGAUUCGGUAGCUUCGUGUUAUCAGCGAAAAAUGACUGCGUUGGGUUCGUCCAAGCACAUGGAAACAGAGGUUCCUUUCUCUGGAAUAUUAAGCUCUGACCCUUCUCAAAAUCCUUAUUUCUUUAACUGGAACAAGGUGAGGGUACGCUAUUGUGAUGGUGCAUCUUUUGCUGGCCACCAAGAAAGUGAGAUUAAGGAUGGAAAUGGGUUGUUCUUCAGAGGCCAGAUCAUUUGGGAAGCUAUUAUGGAUGAACUCUUAUCAAUUGGCAUGUCUAAAGCAAAACAGGCACUGCUUUCAGGAUGCUCUGCUGGAGGGUUGGCAACUCUAAUACAUUGUGAUGACUUCCGAAAAUAUUUUUCGAAAGACAUAAAUGUUAAAUGUCUUGCUGAUGCUGGGUUUUUCCUAGACGAGGAGGAUGUUCUUCGAAAUAGGACAAUGAGAUCUUUCUAUCAUGACGUUGUUCAGCUUCAGGGUGUUGCAAAAAGUUUACACAAAGAUUGCAUUGCUAGAAUUGAACCAUUUAAGUGUCUUUUUCCAUUAGAAAUUGUUAAGAACAUAAAGACUCCAGUGUUUUUUGUCCACCCUGCUUAUGAUUUUUGGCAGAUACAAAAUAUUUUGGUACCUCAUGGUUCAGACCCCCAUGGUUACUGGAAAAGCUGCAGAUUGAACAUUCCCAAUUGCAAUGCUGAUCAGUUUGAUGUACUUCAUGGUUUCCGUAAAUCAUUGCUGAAGAGACUCGACGAGUUCCAGCAACGAAAGGAGAUUGGAAUGUUCAUAAAUUCCUGCUUUAUUCAUUGCCAGACAGGGAUGGGAGAGACAUGGCACUCCCACAAUUCCCCUAAAAUAAAUGAUAAGACAAUUGCUGAAACUGUUGCUGAUUGGUACUUUGACCGCAAAGUUCUCAAGCUAAUUGACUGCCCUUAUCCAUGCAAUCCCACUUGCCGCAAUAUGGAUUUCACCAGAAAAUAGAAAAGCUUAGGGAACCAGGUUUAAUUUUGCCAGUUUUAUCUCUUAAUUGCAUUCUUUUAUGUUGAAGAAAUAUCUUCCCUUUAAUGUCCAUACAACGACCGAGUUAGAGAAUAUUUUGGGGCAUUUCAUCUUAUGCAUUCACUUGAACGAUAUUGUCCUUACCUUUGUUCUAUAGCCAUGCAGCAGGAGUUUUCCCCUAGACUAGGUUCCAUCCUUGUAAAAUGCUAUCGUUUAAAGUUUUUAAUGAUAACUUUGAUCAAAAGAGAAUAAGUUUUAUACAAUCUUGCUUUAAACUAAGAACUUUUUAGUGUUCCUUCUUUCCUUCCUUUUGUGUAUACAUAUUUCCCAUGUGUGGAACACUUGAACUUUGUAUAUUGAUAAUACAUGCAAUGCUAAAUUGCUAAUGAUGGUGUGAUUAUUGUUAGCGUUCUUUUUAUGUGACAAAAAUAUCUUUAAAACUCUUAUCGCACUUUCAUUAAACUAGCUAUGCUACAUGGAACGAAAUACUGGAGGAUGGUAAACAUGAGCAUUAGCUUAAUGUGGUAGAAAUGAAGAUGCUUUGAUGGAUGAAAAAAUAGACAAAUUCAUAGGGUUAAUAGUCAAAUUAGUC
Messenger RNA from Arachis stenosperma, 1959 nucleotides. Its product is annotated as pectin acetylesterase 5-like. Bases 57 to 1349 code for a protein of 430 amino acids. Gene Ontology annotation, molecular function: hydrolase activity. The transcript has 12 exons. NCBI's taxonomy places the organism in Eukaryota, Viridiplantae, Streptophyta, Magnoliopsida, Fabales, Fabaceae. The record is from RefSeq and is a predicted model, not a curated record.